AUGUAUCGAAUUUGGAACAUCUACGCGCUUGCCGCCAUUGGCACCAUUGGCGGUAUGCUCUUCGGUUUCGACAUCAGCUCCAUGAGCGCCUGGAUUGGCUCAGACCAAUAUCUCGAGUUCUUCAACCACCCAGGUUCAACAGAGCAGGGCGGCAUCACAGCGUCCAUGUCAGCCGGAUCCUUCGUCGGCGCCCUCAUCGCUGGUGUUAUCGCCGAUCGCCUUGGUCGACGAAAGGCUCUCAUGAUUGCUUGUUUUUUCUGGAUCGCUGGUGCUGCUCUCCAGUGCUCUGCGCAGAAUGUUGCCCAUCUGAUUGUUGGCCGUAUCGUUAGCGGUGUCGCUGUUGGUAUCACGAGUUCGCAGGUUCUUGUGUACCUCGCUGAGCUUGCGCCUUCGGAUAUUCGAGGUCGUGUGGUUGGUAUUCAGCAGUGGUCUAUUGAAUGGGGUAUCCUCAUCAUGUACCUCAUCUCCUACGGCUGCUCCAUUGGCGUCGAUGGCCCCGCCGCCUUCCGCAUCGCAUGGGGCAUCCAAGCCAUUCCCGGUUUCAUCCUCCUCGGCGGUCUCUUCUUCUUCCCAGAGUCACCCCGAUGGCUCGCCCAGCACGACCGUUGGGAGGAGGCUCACUUCAACCUUGCCCACCUCCACGCCGGUGGUGAUCUCGACAGCCCCGUUGUCAUCGCCGAGAUGGAGGAGGUCCGCGAAGCCGUCCGUAUUGCCCGUGAGUCCAAGGACAUUGGCUAUCUCGGCCUCUUCGCUUCUGGUGUCUGGAAGCGCACUGUCGUUGGUGUUAGUGUGCAGAUCUGGCAGCAAUUGCUUGGUGGCAAUGUCAUGCUUUACUACCUCGUCUACAUCUUCAACAUGGCCGGAAUGACUGGAAACACCGCCCUCACAUCCUCCAUCAUCCAAUAUGUCAUUUUCCUUGUCACAACAGGUCUUGUCCUUCCCUUCAUCGAUCGUCUCGGUCGCCGACCUCUUCUCAUCGGCGGAGCUUUGAUCUGUGGUAUUCUGCACUUCACCAGUGGAGCUGUCAUGGCUGUCCACGGCUACCCCGUCGACGGUAUUGAGGGCAACGACAUCUUGACUUGGGCCAUCAAGGGAGCUCCCGCAAAGGCUGUCAUCGCCCUGGCAUACAUCUUCGUCGGAGUCUACGGUCUCACCUGGGCACCCGUUGCUUGGAUCUACGCCAGUGAAGUCUUCCCCCUGAAGUACCGCGCCAAGGGUGUCGGUCUCGCCGCCUCUGGUAACUGGAUCUUUAACCUAGCCCUUGCCUUCUUUGUUCCACCAUCCUUCACCAACAUCCAGUGGCAGACAUACAUGAUUUUCGGCACCUUCUGCAUCGCCAUGACCUUCCACGCGUUCUUCACCUACCCGGAGACCGCACGCAAAACCCUCGAGGAAGUUGAGGCCAUCUUUGACAGCAACUUGCCUGCUUGGCGUAGUACCAAGGCCAGCGGUGGCUUUGGAGACCGGGUCGAGGAGGCCAAGCGAACGGGAGGUCUCAAGGGAGAGGUUGACGAGCGGGAGACAACUCACACUGAGACUGCAUAG
Molecule: messenger RNA, 1545 nt
Organism: Fusarium sp. VM40
Lineage: Eukaryota; Fungi; Ascomycota; Sordariomycetes; Hypocreales; Nectriaceae
Source: the annotation of a GenBank genome assembly